AUGGCGCCGCUUGAGCAGCAAUGGGUUAAAGUCCAGCAGAAAACAUUCACCAAAUGGCUGAACAGCAAGCUGAAGGCUCGCGAUGUCGAGAUAGAGGACCUCAUUACAGAUCUCUCCGAUGGUAUUGUCCUUAUCCACCUUCUUGAGAUCCUGAGCAACGAAUCCCUCGGUCGCUAUGCCUCCCGUCCCAAGCUCCGCGUACAAAAAUUCGAGAAUGUCAACAAGUCGCUUGAUUAUAUUAAGAGCAGAGGCAUACAGAUGACCAACAUUGGUGCUGAAGACGUAGUCGAUGGGAACAGCAAGAUCAUUCUGGGUCUAAUAUGGACUCUGAUUUUGCGCUUCACAAUCAGCGAUAUCAACGAGGAAGGGCUAAGUGCAAAGGAGGGUCUGCUCCUCUGGUGCCAGCGGAAGACGGCAUGCUAUGAUGAAGUCGAGGUCCGCGACUUCUCCACAAGCUGGAACGACGGACUGGCAUUCUGCGCUCUCCUCGACAUCCACCGACCGGAUCUGAUAGACUACGAUGCGCUAGACAAGAACGACCACCGCGGCAACAUGCAGUUGGCCUUCGAUAUCGCGAGCAAGGAGAUUGGCAUCCCCGACCUCCUUGAUGUGGAAGACGUAUGCGACGUCGCCAAACCCGACGAACGCUCCCUAAUGACCUACAUCGCGUACUGGUUCCACGCUUUCUCCCAAAUGGAGCGAGUGGAGAACGCAGGACGCCGAGUUGAGAAAUUCGUGCAGAACAUGCAGGGCGCCUGGGAGAUGCAGAACAACUUCGAGAAGCGCAUGCGCGAACUCCUCCGCCAGAUUGCCGAACAGCAUAAGAAGUGGGAUGAGGCAGAAUUUGACGGCUCUUACGCGGAUGCGAAGAACCAGGCAGCGGAGUUCACAGCAUACAAGCGGAAAGACAAGCGGACAUGGGUCGCCGAGAAGUCAGAUCUAGUCGGACUCUUGGGCAAUAUCAAGACGAAGCUCUCGACGUAUCGCCUGCGGCCAUACGAGCCUCCUGCUGAGCUCAGUCUGGAAGCGUUAGAUGUCGCAUGGGCGGGACUGAUGAAGGCGGAGAGAGACCGCUCCCAGAUCAUCAACGAAACAAUAAGGGAUAUCAAGAACGCAUUGCGCAAGAACUUCGCCGAUAAAGCGAACGAUUUUGCGCUCGCCCUGAACACCCUUUCCACUUCCAUCUCCGGCCUGGAAGGCGACGUGGAAGACCAAUUAGAGCAUACGAAACAGCUUAGCAAGUCCCUUCAGCCUCUAGAUGAAUACCUCAGCAUCAUCGCCUCCAUAGACGAACAAUGCGUCGAAGCCAACAUCGAAGAAAACGACUUCACAACCUACACAUAUGACGAGCUGGAAUACGAGCUCGGCCUCGUUCGCUCCUCCGUUUCGAAAAAGCUCGCCUUCUUAGAGAACCAAAUGGUUGCCCGAAACAUGACCAAUCUGACGCCCAUCCAGCUUGAGGAAUUCGAAUCCGUUUUCAGACAUUUCGAUCGCGACUUGUCGAAUUCGCUGACGGAGUUGGAGUUCUCGGCUGCGCUGGCGAGUUUGGGGCUCGUGUAUGAUGAAGAUGAAAUGCAUGCCAAGUUCCGAGAGACGAGCGGCGGGAGGGAUUAUGUCACCUUCGAGCAGUUUAUUAGGUUUAUGGUCGACGAGACGGAGGAUCAAAAUACCGCGGAGCAGGUGUUUGAGUCGUUCAAGGAGGUCGCCGAUGGCAAGCCCUAUGUCACGGAGCUCGAUCUUCGACACUCGCUAGUCCCCGACGAAAUCAUCGAAGACCUCAUCGCCACGAUGCCCGAGCAUAAGGGUCCAGAUUUGCAGGAAGAUCGCGAUGUCCCCAAGUACGACUACAUUACUUAUAUGCAGCGGUAUAUGGGCGGCGGUGGCGACGACGACCAUCGCAACGGAGCGUACGUCAAUGGCGAAUAG
Westerdykella ornata is the source of this 1926-nucleotide messenger RNA. Its product is annotated as alpha-actinin-2. The transcript is spliced from 5 exons. The record is from RefSeq and is a predicted model, not a curated record. NCBI's taxonomy places the organism in Eukaryota, Fungi, Ascomycota, Dothideomycetes, Pleosporales, Sporormiaceae. Gene Ontology annotation, cellular component: Z disc; plasma membrane; cell projection. Gene Ontology annotation, biological process: actin cytoskeleton organization; muscle cell development. Gene Ontology annotation, molecular function: actin filament binding; calcium ion binding. Bases 1 to 1926 code for a protein of 641 amino acids.